CAGGGCAAAGCUCUGCCUGGAGGUUGGUGUUGGAUUGGUUGUGGUGGGACAUGUCUGUUGGUGGUGCCUGCAGAACAUGCUUGCUUGGAGUGGGCUGUGGCUGUUGAUGGGAGGAGGUAUGCCUCUGAGGGGUGAAGGUGGUGGUUUACCUGCCAUGUGGGCUUGUUCAGGGUAAGGGUUGAGAAGUGGCUCUGUGCUGCAGGGAGUGGUCUUGUGGGAUGGGGUAUGGUGCAUGGCUUUGGGAUGCAGAGUGGAGAUGAACCUCUUAAGUAAGGGAGAAGGAGCCAUUAUUUGAGUUACUUUUCUGCUCCAGUAGAAGCUUCCUCUCAUUUCCUGAUGUGUUGUGUUGUGUUCCAGCUCUGGUUCUAGCCUGCAGCUCGCUCACCUCUCAUCGGUCUGCUGCUUCCUUGUAAACUGUGCUGCCAUUCCCUCAAACUACCUCCCAAAUUCAAAGCUCCUGAUUAGAGCAUGACUUUGUCAUCAGCUCCAUCCUAGCUUCAUUUCUCAUCUUGAAAGGGAUAGUAGCACAUUUGCCCUCUGGGGUUGAUGGAGCAAAAGCGAAACCAAGCUGCACCCCAUUGCUCCAGCCAUGCCUCUUGCCCAUUCACAAGCCAGGCCCCAUUCCAAGUUCCCUUUGUGCCUACUGUCAUUUCUGCCUCCCCCUUAACCCCCCAGCUGCUGGGGGCAGGGAUGCAGUGUAACAAUCCCACCCAAACAGCUGGUCACUCUAGACUGCCAAUAAAAAUCUGGCAUCUGGGACAAAGGACCAAAGUUAGGUCCUAUAGCUUUAAAUUGGGUGGGUGGGAGAGAAGCCUAAGAUUGUGUCUAGGCUACAAGCAUCUGCUGGAGCUAUGAGUUUGGGCUGUGAAGUGGUGUGAUCCCUGACUGAUAUAGCUGUACUGGCAGCAGCUUGUAGGGUAUGUACAGUGGCAAAACUGCACUUUUACUAGUCUAGCUUGUUUUGCUCAGAGUUAGAGGGUAUAGCUGAGUUCACACGAGGAAGCCUUUGCUGGUAUAGGUCUGGCCUAAGAGACACCAUCCUCUACCUCUUCCUCCUUCCCCAAUGAAAAGUGUUCUUGGUUGAUGGGCAUGGACCCUACCAGCAGAUUCCUGUGGCUAUCCCAUGGCCACAGCUGAUACUUGAAGUUCAUCAACAUAAAGGAAGAGAAACCUAGGAUUUACCAAAGGAGUGGAAAACACUGGUCUAUCCAAACCAGCAUCCUUCUUCUGCCAAUUCCUGAUGCUCUUUGGAAAAGUGAAAAUUCCCUGUAAUGCCUCUGGCCAAUUGUAUACACCUGCAUAUGGGGAGAAAAUUCCUUUUCUAAGAACCCAAUCUGUGCUGGAUUCUCACUGAUGGGUCUUUGGUUCCUAGGUCGAAACUGGUUAGAACCCUCUCCUAGCUCUUCAGGUUUUGGGGCCCUAGAAAACAGCGUGGCAUCAGUUUCAGGCUGCUUACUGGCAGUUUUGUCUGCUAUAACCACGGAGUAUAAAUGUCUCCAGAUGUUCAACACCAUGGCUAGUAAAUGAGCUUGCUUCAGGGACUGCACCUCAGCAAACCAGCACUCCCGCUCUUCCCCAUGUCUCAGCUAUACUCAUCUGGUGGUGGUUUGUGUCUGAAACUGCUUUCCGGGCAGCUGUGGUCAUCUAUGGGAAGUUUUGAGGCCAUGGUUGUGGUGGUGCAUGUUUUGGCAACUUCCUUAGCAUUGAGGAGCCACUAUUCUUUGGCCUUUUCCAGAGCUCCAAUACCUGUUUUUAUCUUUUGGCUGGUAUUGUGAAACUGAGCAUGAUCCACUUCAGCGUAUCUUUCUGUUUGCUUGUUCUUCACUUAGUGCUCCCAGAGCCCUGUUUUUGUGUAUGGUAUUGUUUUGGCAGAUGUCUUUUGGUGGCAGGUUUUUGGUCUGCUAAUAAAUGCUUGUGAUAGUGUUAGUUGUACAGGUGAGGCUCUGGGUAGAGGCAGUGGUUCUUGGGGAGGGAGCUGUGCAAGCUGCAGGAGAGUUUGCUUUCUGCCUUGGUCUCUGACUGGGGUCAAUUCUUGACAGAAUUUCUCCCUGGGAAUCAGGCAUUGGAGUUGGGCUGAUAUUCCUGAAAAAGGAGAUUGCCUGCAUUUCUAUCCCGGGGCUGGUGUAUGUAUGCAAAAAAGAAAAAAAGAGAUUUACACUUAGAAUAUACCCAGAUUCCAUAUUGUUCACUUCUCCCCUGGGAAGCUAAUGGGCAAAGCCCUAAUAUCUGCCAUCACUUGGCAAAGAGGUGACCUAGGUAUCAGCAGAGGCUAUUGGUGUCAGAAGAAGGGAAAACAAGGAGGCAGGAGGCUGCUCCUGUGCUCCAAAAUCUGUCACAGGCUGCUGAGCAUGCUGAUGUUGUCUGCCUCAGAGUUUACCACUAGUGCCAAGGUGUUGGACACAUCAGCGGAUGUACCUGAGUGGUGAAAAGGCAUGAGGAGUGACUUCAAGCCCUCUGAGGCAUCCCAGAUUGGCCCUGUAAGUUGGGCUUUCUGACACCCCCUGUCAAAGCCCCAAUUCUGGACAGCUCUGCCUUAAGGCUUCUGGAUUUCACCCUCCUGCAUUCACUUGGCUGAAGCAGGGAGGAGGAUAAAGUUUCUGGGUAUAUUCUGGGCAACCUAGCUUGAUUACUCCUGCUCUUGUGAAACUGUCCUGAAGCCUACAAUGCUGACUUCAGGCCAUCCUGUUGCUCUCUCUUGGCAGGUGUACGAUCACUUGAUGAAUCAGAGUAACAACUGCACCAAGACUGAGGCUUGAACCCCAAGAGUUUGGUGCUCCAGGUGCAAGAAACUCUGCUCUUGGUGCUGGUGUCCCUGGCACUGAUAGUUGUGGCAAAGCCUGUGAUGGUGUUUUCCAGAGAACUUGGGAUAACUUGCAUUGUGUAGACAAUUUCAGUUGCAUAUUUGGGGGCGGGGGGAGCAGGCUUGAGGGAUCAUGGCAUGGAUGGCUGCUAUUUAGACAUAUGAACUAGAAGAUUGAUACAGAUUCAAAGGCCAGGAGUGGACGAUUGUUCUCGUCUAAUCUGACCUCCUACAUAACUCAGGCCAGAGAACCUCACCCAGUGAUUCCUGCAUUUAGUCCAAUAACUUAAGACACUGAAUGGGAAUGUAAAGACAGCAAAUGAUGGAGAAUCUCUGUUGGCCAAUGGUUAGUUACUGGUGCUGUUAGAAAUUUGUGCCUUACUUACAGUUUGAAUUUGUCCAACUUCAGCUUCUAGCCAUUGGAUCUUGUUCUGCCUUGUUUGCUAGAUGAAAGAGCCAUCUGCUAUCAGAAAUUUCCCCAUGUAAAUAUUUCUAGGCUGUGAUAAAGUACCUUCUUAACUUAAUUUUCAGUAAACUAAAUAGAUGGAGCUCCUUAUGUCUCUCACUGGAAGGCAAGCUUUCCAAACAUUGACUGCUUCUUAUGGCUCUUCCUUGAAUCGGCCUGUUUUUCAAUGUCCUUUUAAAAGUGUAAACACUAGAAUUAUACGCUGUAUUCCGGCAAUAAUUUCACCAGUACCGUAUAUGUAGGGAAUGCCACUCCCUCCUCCUGCUCUCCCUGUUUCUACGUCUGUCAAAGGCUACAUUUCCCCAGUUGCACCCUUGAAGUGGGGAAGGGCAUUUCAUUUACCUCCUACAUCAUUACCUCAUUACUUGGAAUCCCCUUCCGGAUGUCCCUUCAUCUGUGCUGCUUAAGUCCACCCCCUUCAGUGGGUACAGAGCAGUCCAAAUGGAAAAAAAAAAAAAAUACUUCCAUCGCCCUCGGGGCUUCAUGCCAAUAAAGGGGAAGCCAGUCAUUCAGAUCCCCAAAGGAAGUCUUGGCGUCUCUAGCUAAAGCCAAGGCUUAGUCCCAGGGGUUCCAAAAAAGGCUGGUUUUCUUUUGUCAUCUUUCUCCAGAGGCUAGGCCAGGCAGCGUGCUCAAGCCUUUCCUUCAGUAACCUAGGGCCCUGGGCUGGGCGCCCUGUGCUCCAGGUCUACUUGUUUCAGUAUGUCCCCUCAACUGGCCUGGAUUCCUCCCUUUUAAGGGCCAACUCCAAGACCUGACAAGCCUCAGAGGCUUGUCAAAUUGAAGCUGGUUGUGACCAAAGGAGUUCUGUAACACCACCUUGCCUGAUGGCGGUGGGGAGUCAUUUACAUCACCACAACAACCAAUAAUGGCAUUAUCCAUCUUAGCUGCAGCAUUGCAAUGGGAGCUCAUGUUCAGUUGUUUAUCUACAACAUCCUUUGCAGAGGCUCAGCUUUCCCAGAUACAGGCCCCGCCCUGUAAGUAUAACCUACGCUUUUGUUCCUCCAUGUUGGCCCUUGCAUUUGGUUGUAUUAAAAUGCAUGGAGUUUGAUUUACCAAAUUAUGUGGAUUUCUCUGUAACAGUGAUCUUGUUCCCCUCAUACCACUCCAUCAACCUUAACGGCCUCUGCUAACUUUAUCAGCAGUAAUAAUUGAGGUAUAACUAUUUAAACCAAGGGGAUUAACCCUGACUGCAGGGCUGACCACACACACCACAGUUCCCUAAUGCUCUUGGUGGCAGAUGGGAAGGAACUAAUGUGUUUGGGGGCUGUUCUCCCUUGAUAUGAGUUAUGAAACUGAAUGUCAAUGUCAAAGGCCAUGCAGCCGCAGUGAACAGCCCCUCAGACAAGGGGGUGCCAAUCUUCCAAGUGUGAAAUCAGAGUUGACUCAUGAAGAACAAGUUACUGUUUGCUUCUUCUAAAUGGAUUCCAGUGAAUUUCCUGGAUCUUUGGACCCACUUUCUCUGCCUGAUAAGCCGCUGAUUGGUGAUCUCCCUGCUGACAUGGAGUUUGGGGAAGAUCUUCUGGGCUCCCAGACAGCUUCUACACAGCAAGUGUCAGGUCUUCAACCCCCUCUGAUGGAAUGGGAUCAGACCAAGCAGGUCACAGCAGAUGGGGACUUAGACCUUUUGGUGAAAGCAGACAGUUUGGCUGACCUAAGCAAAUCAAACAAUCUUGAUCUAAAUAAACCCAGUGUCUUGGACAUUCUGGAGAAACCUGGUGUCUUAGAUGACUUAGAUGACGCCACUGACUUGAUGGUUCUAGAUAAACCAGGGGAUUUGGAGGGUCUGUACAAGGCACAUUCUUCCCAGGACAAGGCGGAUGGGCAUGGGGACUCCUCUGUGCUGGCUAGGGAAGACAUUGUGCCAGAAGCUUGGAAAGAAGGGGAAGAUAAACCAAAAUAUGACUCUGGGGACCUAAAAGAUGAUUGUGCUGCUGCCACUGCUGCGCAUUGUGAUGGCAACACCCUGGAGUCCCCCCUGCAGCCCAUUCCUGUUGCAGGGGAGCUGAGCUGUGCGCCAUCCACAGAGGAAUUUACAACGCAGCUCUCAAGUUUGCCAGCGGUUUCACCACAGCCCAGUCUUAAGCAGGCAAAGAAAACAAGGUUGAAGGCACCAAGGAAAAGCUCCCCUAUGCAAAAAGAGGUGGCGGCAGCAGAAGAGAGGCUAGAACAGAGCCCUGCCCUGCCCCCUGAGCACACUGACGAAGGCCAGGCUCAGGAGGAGGAGGAGGAUGGUGGUAAUACCCUCAGACAAGAGAGCAGCAUGCCGAAAGCACAGGAGACCACACUGUCAUCAUCCCCAGGAGAAGACCUGGCCGGGAAGGGAAGCGAACAGCCAACUGAAAAGGAGCAGAAGAGAAGCGAACGAGCCAGGAGAUCAGAGGCAGCCAGGCCUGAAACUGUGAAUUCCUCCGAGAGCAUCCCGGUCUCUGACGAGGACUCGGAUGCUAUGGUGGAUGAUCCCAAUGACGAGGACUUUGUUCCCUUCCGUACCCGGCGCUCGACCCGCAUGUCCUUGCGCACACAGAUGGCUCAGCGGGCUGCCCGCUCCACCGUCACCAAGAUGACUUGUGCCAACUGCCGGACCCCACUGCAGAAGGGCCAGACCGCCUACCAGCGCAAAGGGCUCCCUCAGCUCUUCUGCUCCAGUUCGUGUCUCACCACCUUCUCCAAGAAACCACCUGGCAAGAAGAUCUGCACCUUCUGUAAAAAAGAGAUCUGGAACACUAAGGAUUCUGUUGUGGCCCAAAUUGGCUCAGGUGGCUCUUUCCAUGAGUUCUGCACCUCUGUGUGCCUCUCCCUCUACGAAGCACAGCAGCAGAGACCAGCUCCUCAGCCUGCAGAGGCCUCGGACACCAGCCGCUGCAGUGUCUGUCACAAGCCUGGGGAGAUCCAGCACGAGGUCAGCAAUGGGAACGUGGUGCACCGGCUCUGCAGUGACGCCUGCUUCACCAAAUUCCGAGCCACCAAGGGGCUGAAAACCAACUGCUGCGAUAACUGUGGCCUCUACAUCUACAACAAGGGGCUGCCGCUGGAGUACCUCUUCCACGAGGGCCAGCAAAAACGCUUCUGCAAUUCCACCUGUCUCAAUAGCUACAAGAAGAAGAAUACCCGUGUGUACCCCUGCAUGUGGUGCAAAACGCUGUGUAAGAACUUUGACAUGCUGCCCAACAUGGAUCGAAGUGGCAAGAUGGGCCUGUUCUGCUCCAUCUGCUGCACCACCUCUCACAAAGUGAAGCAGUCGGGUCUGACCGGUCCCGCUAGGCCCUGCAGCUUCUGCAGAAAGAGCCUGUCUGAGCCCUGCUAUUACAACAAGACUGACCGGGUUGUGUACCAGUUCUGCAGCCCCAGCUGCUGGACCAAAUUCCAGCGCACCAGCCCCGAGGGGGGGAUCCACCUAAACUGUCAUUACUGUCACAAUCUCUUCAGUGGGAAGCCAGAGAUUCUGGACUGGCAGGAUAAAGUGUACCAGUUCUGCUGUAAGGACUGCUGCGAGGACUUCAAGCGGCUGCGUGGGGUGGUGUCCCAGUGUGAGCACUGCAAGCAAGAGAAGCUGCUGCACGAGAAGAUCCGCUUCUCUGGGGUGGAGAAGAACUUCUGCAGCGAAGGGUGUGUGCUUCUUUACAAACAGGAUUUUACCAAGAACCUGGGUCUGUGCUGCAUCACCUGCACCUACUGUUCCCAGACCUGCCAGCGGGCAGUCACCGAGCAGCUGGAGGGCAGCACUUGGGACUUCUGUAGUGAAGACUGCAAGAGCAAAUACUUGCUAUGGUACUUCAAGGCAGCUCGGUGCCAUGCCUGCAAGCGUCAGGGGAAGCUGCUGGAAACCAUCCACUGGCGGGGGCAAAUCAAACACUUCUGCAACCAGCAGUGUCUGCUGAGGUUUUACAAUCAACAGAACCAGCCCAACCUGGACACGCAGAAGGGGCCCGAGAGCCUGCUGAACAGUCAGACUCCCGAGCCCAAACCUCCUGGCUCUUCCCCACAGAAAGCAGAGACUAAUAUGGUGUCUGCAAAGGCCUCCUCAGCCCAGAUGUCCCCAGCCCCCCCACCGCCACCAGUUCCCGCCACGCCUCGGAAGAACAAGGCUGCUAUGUGCAAGCCAUUGAUGCAGAACCGGGGCGUGUCCUGCAAGAUAGAAGUGAAGUCCAAGGGAUGUCAGACAGAGGCAGACUGGAAGCCACAGGUGAUUGUGUUGCCGAUCCCCGUCCCGAUCUUUGUGCCUGUGCCUAUGCAUAUGUACUGCCAGAAAGUACCCGUGCCUUUCUCCAUGCCUGUCCCGGUGCCUGUGCCAAUGUUCCUGCCCACCACACUGGAGAGCACAGAUAAGAUAGUGGAGACCAUUGAGGAGCUGAAGGUGAAGAUCCCUUCCAACCCCCUGGAGGCUGACAUCCUGGCCAUGGCCGAGAUGAUCGCAGAAGCUGAGGAACUGGACAAGGCAUCCUCAGACCUGUGUGAUCUGGUGAGUAACCAGAGCGCGGAGGGUCUCCUGGAGGACUGUGACCUGUUUGGGCCAGCGAGAGAUGAUGUGUUAGCCAUGGCUGUCAAGAUGGCAAAUGUCUUGGAUGAGCCUGGCCAGGACCUGGAGGCCGACUUCCCCAAAAACCCUCUGGACAUUAACCCCAGUGUGGAUUUCCUCUUUGACUGUGGCCUGGUGGGGCCAGAUGAUGUAUCCACAGAUCCAGACCUCCCUCGCACCAUCCGGAAGGGUCAGAAGCGUCUGAUGCUCUCUGAAAGCUGCUCCCGGGACUCCAUAAGCAGCCAGCCGAGCUGCACAGGACUGAAUUAUUCGUAUGGGGUGAAUGCCUGGAAAUGCUGGGUGCAGACAAAGUACGCUGGCGGGGAGUCCAGCAAGGGAGAGGAGCUGCGCUUUGGGCCUAAGCCCAUGCGUAUCAAAGAGGAUAUCCUGGCCUGCACGGCUGCUGAGCUCAACUAUGGUCUUGCCCAGUUCGUCAAGGAGAUAACACGGCCCAACGGCGAGCGCUAUGAGCCAGACAGCAUCUAUUACCUCUGCCUCGGCAUCCAGCAGUACCUGCUGGAGAACAACCGGAUGGUGAAUAUCUUCACAGACCUUUACUACCUGACCUUCGUGCAGGAGCUGAACAAGUCCCUGAGUGGCUGGCAGCCCACACUCUUACCAAACAACACGAUCUUCUCCCGUGUGGAGGAGGAGCAUCUCUGGGAGUGUAAGCAGCUGGGGGUGUACUCCCCCUUUGUCCUCCUCAACACCCUCAUGUUCUUCAACACCAAGUUCUUCGGCCUGCAGACUGCGGAGGAGCACAUGCAGCUGUCCUUCACCAAUGUGGUACGCCAGUCCCGCAAGUGCACUACAGCCCGGGGCACCACCAAGGUGGUGAGCAUCCGCUACUACGCCCCCGUCCGGCAGAAAAAAGGGCGAGACAGCAGUUCUGGGAAGCGGAAGCGAGAGGAGGAGCUGCCGAUCCUGGAGCAGCGGGAGAACAGGAUGAACCCACUCCGGUGCCCAGUCAAGUUCUAUGAAUUCUAUCUCUCCAAAUGUCCAGAGAGCCUGCGGAACCGGAACGACAUCUUCUACCUGCAGCCAGAGCGGUCGUGCAUUGCAGAGUCACCUCUCUGGUACUCAGUCAUCCCCAUGGACAGGAGCAUGCUGGAGAGCAUGCUGAAUCGCAUCCUGGCCGUCCGGGAGAUCUACGAAGAGCACAGCCGGGGCAGCGGCCUAGAGGAGGACAUGGACUGAGCGCAGGGCAAGGCUGGAGCAUGGGCAGGUGGCACCCAGAGCCCGCUGGGCUGGGUCUGCUCUGGCCUGGGAAGGCGUCUCCCCUGCUCUUCCUAUCUGGCCAGGGUUGCGGCAUGUGAAUGUGGCAUGGCAUGGCAUGGGGGUGUAAUGCCGCUCCCAGCCCUGCAGACUUGGUAGCGCUGUCCAGCUCAGUGCGUGUAGGACUCUGAACAUCCCUGCCUGAUGCUAGUAACAUGCCGUCUCCUUCCCGCACCAGCCCCCUGGCACCCAGGCCGUACCUGUGCUCUGCGUGACUGGGCCAGCGUCCCACUUCCCCCACCUGUCUUCCCAGGGGUGGAGAUAGGGAGCCAGUCCCUCUCCCAGCCAAGAGCCCCAGAGGGCACUGGCCUGAUGAGCCCUGCCUGUCCCCUCUCCCCAGGGCUGUUCUCAGUCUACCCCUGCCUGGUGUAACAUGAAUGCCAGGCUGUGGGGCCAUGGGGACAGGCUGGGCCCAGCAGCUGGCACAGGAGGCCCUGAACUUACAGUCAGCUCCAUGCCCAAGCAGCAGGAGUGGGGAAAUAAGCCAUGCUCAGCACGCAGGGCUCUGGGAGGAGCUGUGCCAGCCAGGGUAGCAGGACCAUUCCCAGACGCUGACUCUUGUGGGCUGGAGAGGGCUGCGUUCCCAGAGGGGCCUGGCUGUGCUGUCUCUGGCUCAUCUCAUUCUCCUCAGCAGCAGCGCAGAGCUCACUGCCCAGGGGGCUCCUGGGAUCUCCCUUCCCCAGCUCUGCAUUAGCUGUGGCUUCACUCUGCAUUGUGCACUCACAACAGCCACUGGGGGCCAUUGAAGGUCUGAAUUCUGCAUCGGGCAUGGGAGCCCAGGGGCAUCCUCGCUGCCAGAGCUGACAAGCAUGGGCCCCUCCCUUCCUCCCUGCCCCUCAAGCUGCAGCAGAAUGGACUGUGCCCCCGUUGCUAUCCUGACACUAUCAGAUGGAGGAGGUAGCUCUGUGCCUGGACUCUGCUGCUGGGCCCGUCUCCUCCAAGCCGGCAUUAGACUGAGAAUCCUGCUGGGCCGUGCCAGGCCAGAACUUGCAAGCAGUGGAGGGGGGCCGCAGGCCGACGGGGGAGUGGAGCCCGCCUGGGUCUCUCCACUCACCCAGCUCCUGCCCCAGCUUUGCUGUUCCCUUCUGGCUCCCUCCCCUUGGUGUUAUGAUUUUUUUAUCAGCUGUCAAUGGGACUCGGCACUGUCUGUUGAGUCUGUAUAUAUUGUUCUGGGACCUGGCCUGGGGCCCUCUGUCUCCAUGUCAAGAGUGAGCCAGUCACCGGUCUUGUUGUAGUGCUAAUGGGGCAUUAGGCUAACCUUGUGUCUCUAGAAACCAUUCAUUUCAAAUAAAGACCCAAAAACCUG
Messenger RNA from Chelonoidis abingdonii (Abingdon island giant tortoise), 10363 nucleotides. NCBI's taxonomy places the organism in Eukaryota, Metazoa, Chordata, Testudines, Testudinidae. The record is from RefSeq and is a predicted model, not a curated record.